This is a messenger RNA of Hyalella azteca, 7691 nucleotides long. Its product is annotated as serine/threonine-protein phosphatase 2A 56 kDa regulatory subunit gamma isoform. Gene Ontology annotation, cellular component: cytosol; protein phosphatase type 2A complex; nucleus. The coding region runs from base 315 to 2240 and encodes 641 amino acids. Gene Ontology annotation, biological process: signal transduction; protein dephosphorylation. The transcript is spliced from 11 exons. NCBI's taxonomy places the organism in Eukaryota, Metazoa, Arthropoda, Malacostraca, Amphipoda, Hyalellidae. Gene Ontology annotation, molecular function: protein phosphatase activator activity. The record is from RefSeq and is a predicted model, not a curated record.
GUUAUCCUUUUUGUGAAAGUUUUGUCAGCUUACUGCAAUAAGUGUUCCAAUAUUAUGCUUGUGACCAGAAAACACCAAUGGCAGCGUUCCUUGUGAGGCUGAAAAACUGUGUUGGUGCUGAGAUUCGUUUCUCCUUUUUGCACCAUUAGUCAUAAAUAGGAUUUUUAAUUCCAUAUCCGCUUUUUGACAACAUAAAAGUAGUUAAUAUGAUCAUAAAAUACUCGUAGAACAUUCGUUUCAGAUGGUUGGCAUAAGUACCUAGUGCAUGAGGUUCGAGGUCGAACUUCUAAAGAGUACAAAAUAAAAGAGUUGACAUGGAGGCUACCGAAAUGAGUAUGGGUUCAGGGUCAGACCCAACAGCAGGUGGGGACAGCCCUCCUGAGGCAGAUGACAAUACCAGCAAUGGCAUCAACAACAACACAUCUGAUCCUGACUCAUGCAGCACAUCCAUCACAGACCAAUCAGCAAACAACAACUCGGCUCUUGAUUUAAACAAAGAUUUACCUGGACCUCCUCCUACGCAAAUAAACAAAAUAAAAUACUCCCCUAACACUCCAGUUAUUAAAAAAGAUAAAAGACAAAGCUCUUCCCGCUUCAAUGUUUCUCAAGACAGAGAACUACUAAAACUUCCAGCCAUUAGAGAUGCAGCCCCAAAUGAGCGGGAGGAGCUUUUUCUUCAGAAGAUCCGGCAGUGUACUGUGCUGUUUGACUUUAUUAUUGACCCUUUGAGUGACCUGAAAUGGAAAGAAGUUAAGAGAGCUGCCCUCAAUGAGAUGGUUGAAUACGUGACAACACAGCGCAGUGUGAUCACCGAGCCUGUCUAUCCUGAGGUGGUUGCCAUGUUCAGCGUCAACCUCUUCAGAACACUUCCUCCCUCAACAAAUCCAUCAGGGGCUGAGUUUGACCCUGAAGAAGACGAGCCAACUCUAGAAGCUGCUUGGCCUCACCUGCAGCUUGUGUACGAGUUCUUUCUGCGCUUCUUGGAGAAUCCAGACUUUCAUCCACCAACAGCCAAGAAAUACAUUGACCAGAGAUUUGUUAUGCAGUUACUUGAACUUUUUGACUCCGAGGAUCCUCGAGAGAGAGACUUCCUCAAAACCACAUUGCAUAGAAUAUAUGGCAAAUUCUUGGGACUGCGUGCCUUCAUAAGGAAGCAAAUUAAUAACAUAUUUUACAAAUUUAUCUACGAGACAGAGCACCACAAUGGCGUGGCUGAGUUAUUAGAAAUUCUAGGAAGCAUCAUAAAUGGUUUUGCACUGCCACUGAAAGAGGAGCACAAGGUGUUCCUGCUGAAGGUUCUUCUGCCACUACACAAAGUCAAGUCGCUGAGUGUGUACCACCCGCAGUUGGCGUACUGUGUUGUGCAGUUCCUUGAGAAAGAUCCAUCUCUCACAGAGCCUGUCAUCAUCGCGCUGCUCAAAUUCUGGCCAAAAGUUCACAGCCCAAAAGAGGUUAUGUUCCUGAAUGAAUUGGAAGAAAUCUUGGAUGUGAUCGAGCCAAACGAGUUUGCGAAGGUGAUGGUUCCCCUGUUCGUACAGCUCGCCAAGUGCGUGUCGUCACCGCACUUCCAGGUGGCAGAGAGAGCUCUGUACUACUGGAACAACGAGUACAUCUUGUCUCUGAUCAGUGACAACGCCCACACUAUCCUGCCCAUCAUGUUCCCUGCGCUCUACAAGCACUCCAAGACACAUUGGAACAAGACUAUCCAUGGCUUGAUAUACAACGCCUUAAAACUAUUCAUGGAGAUGAACCAGAAGCUCUUCGACGACUGCACUAAGAAAUACAAGCCUGACAGGCAAAGAGAGAAGGAGCGGAUAAGAGAGCGAGAGGACGCUUGGCAUGAGGUUGAGAUGAAAGCUGAGCAGAACCCGCUCUAUAGUGAGUACUCCGAGGCGAUCAUGCAGAGUUCUGCACAGUCUUCGCUGCUCUACACCAACACGCAUCACAUGCUCAAUGAUGAGCUUGACGUUGAAUUUGAUGCCAACGAUGCUGCUGCAGUUGUGGCUGCUGCUGCCGCCGCUGCUGGAGGAGACGGAGUUGCCAAAGAGGUCCCUGGUGCAGUUGAGGCCAAGACGGAGGUUGCAGGAGCGGCGCCUCGCAACAAAGAGAAGCCGCUGCUGCGUCGUAAGAGCGAACUGCCCUAUGACGAGACCACCAUCAAGGCCCUCACCGACCACAAGCGUCCCAACGAGUACCUCACCGUCAACAAGGAGCUCUCGCUGCCUGUCGAGUCUGUCUGAACACCGUCAGCUGUCAACUAGGGGCUGUUCUUGCCGGUUGCGUCCGUCUGAACACCGUCAGCUGUCAACUAGGGGCUGUUCUUGCCGGUUGCGCCCGUCUGAACACCGUCAGCUGUCAACUAGGGGCUGUUCUUGCCGGUUGAGUCCGUCUGAACAUCGUCAGCUGUCAACUAGGGGCUGUUCUUGCCGGUUGAGUCCGUCUGAACAUCGUCAGCUGUUAACAAUUUGCCAUUCUUACCAACCUAUUGUGUGUAUUAAAGCUUGGUAAUGUUCUCAACGGCUAAUCUUCAGAGCAAAACUUUCCAAAUUAGUACAAGAGUUCUGUCUGACGCAUAUAAGAGGAUCGUUGAGUAUACAGUGAGUUAACGCAGAUACCUUGCUGUAUACUCCCUUUGAAUGGAAUCUGUAUGAAACCAUGCUUCCCUUCACUCAGUCUUUUUUAACACCAUCUGCUCCAGACAUGGCCGUACAAUUUCAUUUUCGGUCACUUUGUCAUAUAUUGGUAUUGCUGCUCCAUGAGGUUGAGAACGUUACUAAGAGAUGAAGCAACUAGUACCUACAUCAACUCAAAUCUCCCACCACUGUAGUACCACCAUUACCAAAAAAUACUAACAUCAUCACAAUAUUGAAACCCCUAGUAGUAGUUCCUCCAUUCCACAAUACACAAGCAAUAGUAGUUCCUCUAUUCCACAAUACACAAGCAAUCGUAGUAUCUCCAUUCCACAAUAUACGACCACUAGCAGUAGUACAGCAAUUUCACAAUGUACCACUGCUAUAAAUAUGAAUAUCUUUACUAGCCUGCUUUCCUAGAGCUUAUUUGUUUCUCUUUAGUCGAGGUUUCCAUGGAAAAGACCUUUUUUCCCCGUCAGUACGAUGGGAAAUAAUGGUCUUUAAUGUAUGUUGUUCUUUACUGAAGUUUUCAUUCAGAACAGAUACCUCGCGUAACACAUGCAUUUGAUUCAAUCCCACUACGUUUGAAUUACAUUCCGCUUCUCUUGAGCUUAUUGGCUGCAGUUCCAUACAUUCGUAUGUACAAAUUAACCUUGGUUUCUUAAAAUAAGGAACCUUAUGCUUCAUUUAGCAUUUCUUAUGAAUCAAUUUUUUGCAUUUUAUUUUCUCAUUUUGUGAAUGGGAAGAGGCGUGAUUUAUGGUAGCCUCGUUUGCAGUGCCUGUUAUAUGAAUGUUCUUCUUCAGCAAUUCUGUUUAAAUAUCCUCUGUUAUCGUUUUCAGUAAUUUGCCUGUUAUGACAGACUGUUAUUUCAUAUUAAUACUGCAUUAUUUCACAGCUUGAUGAUGGUUGCGUAGUCCGACUAAAAUGGCUCUGGCAUAGUCAUGUGCCCUUAUCAUGGACAGCCUCCAGUGCUGUUUUAUCUACUCUUAUCUUGACUUACACCUUUCUUCCGUAUGUUGUCACCCUCUCUGAUCCUUUGAUCGUCAUAUCUCUUCUUUUCCACACGUUCUUCUCCGGUCUUUUGCUGGGUGAUAUGUCCCAGUUUCAUGAACUCAGCUCGAGCGUUCUUACGAAUUUUUUUAAACCUUAACCAGGUUCCUAUUAUUUACUUUUGAGACAUUUUUAAAUAUGAGCCUCGAAUACUUGCCUUGUAGCAUUUCUUGGAGACAUAAUAUCAUAUCCUGGCUAGUAACUUGUAUCGUGUGCUGAAGGUAUUCUUUACCUUUGGGUUCCUGCGUUUUAGUUUGACUUGAUAUAAUUUUAUAGCUUGGUUGAUAUCAAUUUAAUUGAAUUCUGCGACCUGACUCGUAGUCGGUUUCUCGAAGAUACUUACUAUGCCGUAAGUACGUCACCUAAUCAUGGCAUGUUCUCAACGUAUCCUGCCGAGCAACCACAGUUAUCCUCUUUAAAAUAUGAGGUUAGGGUUUAACUUAGCAUUAAGGUCUUGAGUAUCUCGCUGGAUUCUCUACAUAUGAAGAAUAUGGUCAUGGCAAGAAUAUGGAUUGUUGGGUUAUAAAGUGAAUAGGCGAACUUGGGAUGUUGGGUUAUAAAGUGAAUAGACAAAAACUCGGUAUGUUGGGUUUUAAAGUCAAUAUGAAAACCUGGGAUGUUGUGUUAUUGAGUGAAUGGGCAAGAACUUGGGUUCUUAGGUUAUUGAGUGAAUUGGCAAGAAAAUUGGUUGUUGUGUUAUUGAUUGAGUAGGCUUUAGUAAUUAGCACAGCCAUUUGGUUCUUAGUAAUAAAUACUUGGGUCGCUAGGCAAAUGCUUGAGAUGACCUGAGUUCAGCUCGAGUAUAACCGUGAAGGAAAAAGUUGAUGUGUACGAUGGCUGGCCGUUGUCACUCGAGUCCAUUUUAGUAAAAUAGACAAAAGUGUGUAGCUUAUAUUCACCCUCGUAGACAACAAGUUGAGUGCUCCCCUCAACUCGUUGCGAGUCGCAAAUGUUGUUAACGUUCAAUGUAAUCUAUACUGUUCCAUGUUGUGUUCUAUAACAAAUUAUUUAGUUCUAAGAGCGCUUCUUGUAUUUAGAGUGUAACCUUUCUUCUCGCUACUAUGCUUUAGAGCUACAACGUUAUGCUUCACCUUACAAAUGGCUCAUAUGACAUGUAAGGGAUACAAUGAUUGACCUUUUCAGUUUGUAUCUUACUAAAUGCAUCUUUACAUAGGUUUGAUAUCAUCUGUAUUUUGCUAUGCGUCUGGCACUAUCUGCAUAUGGUUAUGUGUCUGGUGCCAUUUGUAUAUUGAAAUAUGUCGAUUACCAUCAAUAUGUUGCUACAAGUAUCUCACCUUAAAGAUAUCCCUGAGGAGACCAGUUCAGGUCUUCAGUUAAUGAUAUUUUAGGCAGAAAAUUUGUUUAGUUUUAAAUUGUAGAGGUUGAGGCUUGUGGUAUGAGGAAGAGGGUGGUUCAUUGGUUCAGUUAUGUUUUCCCGUGUGUUGGUAACACGACUGACUGAGUCAACAAUGACGGGAGGGAUUUGACUGUCGCGUCUUUAGGAAUGUUCAGGUAUUCUCUCUUGCGUUCUUCGCAGUAUUCUUUCCGAGAUAAAUGGUUUACCUGUCACUGUUGAAUGGUUUACCUGGUCGUCAAUAAGGACGACCUACUGCUGAUGGGUUGGUUAGUAUGGACUACCUGUUUCUGACAGGUCCAUUAGCACGACCUACUGCUGAUAGGUUGAUUAGUAUGGACUACCCGUCGCUGAUAAGUCAAUUUGGACGAUCUAUUGUUGAAAGGUUAAUAGGGGCUACCCUAGCGUUUGACGUGCACAUCAAAUUUGACCUGUGUUGUUGAAAGCAUUUAAUGUUUCUAUUGUAUGCUCGUGGAGCUCUCGCUGUGCCUACAAUCGUCAUGUGCAGCUACUAUUGUGUAACCUCGUGUGAUCCUACCUCUGGCAAACUUGCAUAUCGACUGCCCUUCCUUGUUCAACUUCAACUUAUUUACUCGAGUUUUGGCCUUUGCUGAUGUACAUCACUCAGAGAGAAAAGCUUUGGAAAUUAUCUCGUGAAGCGGUUGUUUGAAAUGAAUGUCUUGGGAAUGGGAUAUACUUUUUCUAAAUAUGCUACUGAUACCUGGAUACGUUUUUGUUAGGCAGCAACGUCUUUGUUGGUUCAUGAUCAAAAUGUUUUGCGGUUCUUGGGUGGCUGAAGUUACAUUGCCUUCGAUCCCACUCAUUUUAUGAAAUUAUGUUGGAGUUUAAGUGCAUAGGAGUAGAAAAUUUUCUUUACAUUGGUUCUCAGUAUUUGUGUAUCCUGGAAAUAAUGUAGAACUGAUUUGGAGGUCGAGGUGAUCUGACGCCGAGUUCUCUUUUGAACCGUUAAAUUUUUUUUCUCCAUAUAGAGUUGAGGACGGAUUAUGUACUCAACAGCCAAACGUCACGCUGCAAGAUCGCUGCUUGAUCUUUGGAAGAUUGGCAAUGUCAAGACAAAUCAUUUCCUCGUAUAAUUAUUGUGACUUGAACUUUGGGGUGCGCUAGGCAGUGAAUGUAUACUGCACGCCUUUCCUUUGUGUGGACUCAUUAAUGUGUAGCAAUUACGUAUUUGGGAUUAAUAUCAAAACUGUAACACUAAGCGCGAUAACGCGACAAUGUCCUUAUGUUCUGUCCCUAACCAGGAGAACCUCUAAACCAUUAUAUCGAUGUGUCUUACUUUUGGUGGUGGUUCUUAUUAGUGUACCAUCCCUGAUUACAAUUUAUUCUAUCUGCUUUAAAAUUACAACCAAUAUAUGAUAUAAAUGUGUGCAUAAUAUAGAUUUAUCUUAAUGCCCACCUAAUUCCUGUAUAAUGGAACCUGAAUAGUUCAAUGUAGAAGUUCACCAAUAACUUACUCUUGUCCUCUAACUGUGAAUGCCGUUAUUACUGUAGGCAACCGCUGCUUCGAUUAGGAACUUUUUUUCUUUUCUGUGAAGAAAUUAAUGGAGUCUUUACUGAGACCUGGAACCUUAAUUCAUGAAGUCGCUGCUGUCUAUAGCUUUGUAGGUAGUUAUUUUAUUUUUCAUGUUCGGUUUGAAGAAGAUCGGGCCCAAUUAUAUUUUGAUUCAAUUUUUGAGAAUUCUUUCUUGAAAGUGGUUUACCAGUUCAACGCUAGUUACCUGAUGCUACCCUCACCAGGACAAUUAAACAACUGAGCAGAGUAGCUCGAGGUAUUCGGGGUUACUCUCAUCAGGGACAACUCGGUAACUACUCUAACUGCUAUGAAUGCGUGCUACUAAGGCGUCUCAGGUCUGUACGGGGCUCCCCCCCUCUGAUGCAUGACGUGUCUAGUAAUUUUUUGCGGACUGAUUUGUUUGAUUUGUUGCGUCGCCCGAUGCGCGGCCGGCGAAGAAAGGAUUGCUUCAUUCCUUGACCUGCAAUUAGAUACAGGAUCUUCAUGCAUUUUGUUGCUGGUGAGCAUUUCUGUCUAGCAUUCCAUUAAAUGGCCGUGAUAUCCUGCUUUGUGUUCGCAUCCCUCUCAGCUGCUGAGUUAAGUUGACAUCUUGGACUUCUGGUUUAUUGGCCUUCCCUUGCAAUCGAGUAACACCCUCGGUAUAUAGUAUACUUGGAACUGUCAUGGUAUCACCAUCUUAUAACACUUGGAUACCUGGCCUUGACAUGUGACAAGGCAUUGGUAUCGCCAUAUGACGAGAUCACCAUCUUGGACUAUAAGAUACUCGGCCUUAUCUUAUGACGAAGAGCUUUCUUGGCUUAGACCACGUCCUCAGAUGUCCACGUGGCUUGACCUUCCGUUGACACCGCACUCUCGCGGUGACUGACCGAGGGUCGUUACCUGCCGACUCGUGCGCUCCCUGUACAUACAUACAACCUCGAAGCUUUCGCCUAUCUUGUUCUGCCUUCAAUAUUUUCAUAUGUAAUUAUUAAAUGAAUCAUCCUAGUUUAAGCAUGAACAUUGCUAAUUACUGAACCGCGGCCCUACUUUUGAGUUGUGCUCACAUCGCAGGUCUUUUAACUGUAAAUCUGGAAUGGAGAAUAGCAACUUUACAUAAGCUUAAUAAUGAUCUGCUAUAACUGU